CAAAACAAAAAACUAUUAUUUUGUCAAAAACUCAAGUGCAGUGAACGAGCUCCCGCAAAAUUACUAAUUUCCCUGAUUUAGAUGGUUUAAUUUAGAAAGAUGGCUCAAGAACAAGCAACUCCUUUUUCCUAUAAAUGCGUGCUGAUCGGCGAUGGAGCUACUGGUAAAACAUCAUUUUUAAGACGUCAUUUGACAGGAGAAUAUAUCCCAAAUUAUAAUCCUACCGUGGGUGUGGACGUUCACAACCUGCAAUUCUGUACCAAUCGUGGCCCGAUUAUGUUUAACGUAUGGGACACCGCUGGCCAAGAGAAAUUUGUGGGACUUAAAGACGGAUAUUAUGUCCAAGCGCAUUGUGCCAUUAUUAUGUUCGAUGUCACAUCUAAUGUCACAUUCAGCAACGCGGUGAACUGGUAUAAGGAUCUUGUCCAGGUUUGCAAGAAUAUUCCCACUGUCCUGUGUGGUAACAAAGGUGACUCGAGAGACAAACGGGAAAAGUCGACGUAUUCCUAUCUUAGGAGCCAUAAAAUGAAAAAAUUGCAGUAUUUUGAAAUAUCGGUAAAGACAAAUUACAAUUUGAAAACCCCUUUUCUAUGGAUAAUAAGAAAAUUGAUCGGCGACAUGGACUUGGAGCUAAUUCGGCUUCCAAAAUUAUCGAUUGUACAAAAUUUUAGUACAGGGAAAUGUAUGGACAAUAAAUUAACGACUGAAAACGGUACGAAAAGGAACUUGACUGAGGAAAACACUGCUAACGUUUCGGAAGACUCUGCACUCACUGAUGACGGACAUUCUAAAGAUGAUGCUUAAGAUGGAAAUUAUUGAAUUAAAAUAAAUUUAUUAUGAGACGUAA
This is a messenger RNA of Aethina tumida (small hive beetle), 847 nucleotides long. RefSeq names its product GTP-binding nuclear protein Ran-like. Gene Ontology annotation, cellular component: cytoplasm; nucleus. The transcript has a single exon. Lineage: Eukaryota; Metazoa; Arthropoda; Insecta; Coleoptera; Nitidulidae. Gene Ontology annotation, molecular function: GTP binding; GTPase activity. The coding region runs from base 100 to 804 and encodes 234 amino acids. Gene Ontology annotation, biological process: protein import into nucleus; ribosomal subunit export from nucleus. The record is from RefSeq and is a predicted model, not a curated record.